CAACCCAGACCAGAGGCGUCCCCACAUCAGCUCUCUGCACUUGGCCUCGGACUCGAUGAUUUGUGGGGACACUCAGUAGCUGUGUCGGCCAGAGGAGGUGUGAGGAGCACACCUGUAGAGUUCUGCUGUUUGGUGUGAAGCCUCCUGAAGGAAGAAGAAGAGGAAGAAGACGGGGCAGACAUCUAACCUGGACCUCGUCCACCUCCUCUUGGGCUCGGUUGAUCCCUGCUGUGUGUAGGGGGGGGGGGAUUCUGCCCAACGUUUCUGGAUCUUGCAGCUUCUCCAGCCACCACGCUGCUCUGCUGCAGACUGGACCCAGCGCUCGCUGUGAGAACCAGCAGGAGCGAGCAGGCAGGGCACAGAAAACAGACAAUAUUGCCAUCCAUCUCUCUGAACCCUGCAGCCCACCCUCAGCUUUGGACGCCCCUCCUCUCUGCCUCUUCUUUUGCCCCCUGUGCCCCCCUCCUCCUCUGCACCUCACCCCCCAACAGAGCAGAAAGCGUGAAAAAUCUCACUAAUGGGUUUAUUUGCUGUCAGAUCUGCGCCGAUCUGUCAUUCCCUUGGACCAUUCCUCUUGACACAUUUCAUAGUUGAGUAAGCCUCCUGGCUCUGUGUCUAGAGUUAACAGUGCCCCUGCAACGUCGUGCUGGCUGAGCGCUCAUCAAGAGGGGAGCAAACGGCGGCAGCAGUCAGUCUUGACAGUCUCUUGGACGGGGAGUCCCUGCAGCUGCAUUCCUCUGGUCUCCCUCUCCCUGGUGGGACUUCCAGUGUUUGUGUUGAGCCUCGCAAGGCAUCCUCAGCUUCUGUGCACUCACACGACCGCUCCGUCACAUAAGAUUCAGGCUCUUUCUGCAGGGUGCGGAUCGAAGGAGUGUGAAGAUGUGGUGUGGGGCCGGGCCUCUGGCGGUGCUGGCUGCAGUGUUUUGGACUCAGUGCGUCCUACUGGAUGGGGUGGAGGCCAAGAAGGAGAGAAAGAGGCCAAAGGAGGCCACGCCACAACACACAGAGGCAUUCAAUGCAACUCUCUCCAACAGCGAAGAGGUCGGUGGAAGCAUCAAGCAGGUUUCUGAACACCAGAGAGUCGACCCACUGGGAUCAUGGAUGGACUUUGUCAAAAGACCUGUUGGCAACUUCCCUGGAAAGUGUCGCAAACGCAAACGUCCCCUGCCGGGCCCACCUGGUCCUCCAGGUCCUCCCGGACCUCAGGGACCUCCUGGCUCUCCUGGGGCCGAAGUGACCCAGGAAGUUCUUCUCCAGGAUUUCAAGGAGAUGAUUAAAGAGGCUACAGAGAGGAGAGCAGCAGCACUUGACAGACAGACCAGCCCCAGCCAGCUACCGACAGCCCUCCUCACUCUGGAGGGGAUGACCCCCUACCGGCGAAUAGAGGAGGCUUUCCACUGCAAGCUCAAGGGACCUGUGGUGGUGGACAAGAAAACGCUGGUGGAGCUCCAGAACUUUCAGACACCGCCUGCUAAAGGAGCCUUCCUCAGAGGGUCAGGAAUGGACCAGUCUACUGGGAGAUUCACAGCUCCCAUCACAGGGAUCUACCAGUUCUCUGCUAACGUCCACAUCGACCACAACGAGGUGAAGAGGAGCAAGAGUCAGCUGAAGGCCAGGGACAACGUCCGGGUGCUGAUCUGCAUCGAAUCCCUCUGCCACAGAUACACCUCAUUGGAGAUGAUUGUUGGACUAGAGAGUAACAGCAAGAUAUUCACGGUCAGCGUGCACGGGCUGCUGGAGCUACAGGCCGGGCAGUACACAUCCAUAUUCGUGGACAAUGCAGCUGGUGCCUCCAUUACAAUACAGAACGGUUCAGAUUUCAUGGGCAUGCUGCUUGGUGUAUAGCCUCUCCCACGAACAGGGCACCAUCCAAGCCGUUCCACUGCUGCCCCUUUUAUUUUUUCAUUUCCACGGAUUGAUUAAGAGCACCGCCACACAGUGCCCGACCACAGGGGAGGUUCGAAGGAAGCCAGGCUGACACUGACUUGACUGCUUGUCGGAUGUUGAAGGACAAUGUGGAGAACUCAAGGACUGAGUUCUCUACGGUGCACUGUGACUCCCCUGAGGAACUUGGUUGCCGGUUGCUUCACCAAUAAAAUAACCUGUAUGUAAAGCAGUGAACACGUCUUUCACGGUAUAUUUUUCAUGGUUGUUGAACACCUUUGCAGUAGCCCAAACCAAAAAUCCACGUUUUUGUGUGUUCUCUGUGUAGAUGUCAGCUGGAGAACAUGAACGAAUACAUGUCUGUGUUUGUGUAUACUGACAAGUUAAUGUUUUCUCUUGUAUACACGCACAUGAACCAUUCUUAUUAUUAUCAUGGGUUCAAUUUUACAUUUAAGUUAUAUAGUACAUAGACUCUGUGAGUACACUGGACAAUGGAAAUGCCCCACCAACAGAAUGUGGACGUAGAUAAGUUAUAGAUCACAUAUGUAAUUACACAUUUUGUAACAUAGCUUUCACUGCAUUUUUAACAACGUUAGCAGCGUGGCUAGUCGGUUGCCCCACCAUUUUGGUCCAGACCGAAACAGCGCAACAUGUAUAAGACGAAUUGAAGUGAGACUUUGUACAGAUUUUCACAGUUUCCAGAGGAUGCAUCCUACUGACUAUGGUGAUGCGCUGACUUUUUAUUUAGCCUCCCCAUCACACUCGUGGUUUGGAGUGAAGUAUCUCAUGUAUUAGGUGGAUUGCCAAAUUCACGUUUCCCUUUAAGAGGAAUUGUAACGAUAUGUUAGCAUGCCAACAUGCUAAAAUGAGAUGGUAAAUAUUACGUCUGUGAAAUAUCAGCAAUGUCUCAAUUAAGGGGGUUGAUCCUUUGGAGGACGCAGUCUAUCCGGUCCACAAAGACUGCCUCCUUCAUGGGCCGGGUAGACCGUAAACCGAACAGAAAGGAGACGGUGUAGUCUACAGGGGCUUUCCUUGAUGAGCUGCCAUUACCUCUUUAAAAAAUGGUUUGUCACCGAAGCACAAUGAAUCAUGGAUAUAGACUGGGUCAGGAAGGUUUCUUCUUUUUGGAGCCUUCGUUUCGCGGGGAUGAAAAGACGCAUUUGAAGGAGAAUGGGGAAGUCUCGCUCUUCAAAUGCAGCCUCCAAAGAAUGCAACCCCCCGAAUUGAGACACAGCUCUCAGCGUGUUAGCAUUUGGCUGACGUUACAUUUAGCUCAAGGAACUGUCGUGUCAAAGUUCAACCUCGUGAAGCCGCUAGCAGAGCUGUUAGCUCGUAUGGCGUAAUCACAUUACGGUGGAAAAACCAGGCUGUUGCUCUGCGUGUUGUGCAUUAGAUAAACCUUUAAGAUGGAUGACAGGACAGCUACCAAAAGUGAAGCCAAAACAUUUUGAUGGCCCCCUGGCGGCUGGCUGUGGUACAGGUCAGUUAGCAGACAGGACAAUCUCCAAAGAUUGGUCCUGUUCUUUUAGGUAGUUCUCAUCACACUGACGUAUGUUUGAGUGCUCGAGGCGAAAUGUCAUGAUCGACAGCUGACACUGACUCGAUUGGUGUGGCAGGUGUAACGGUGGGACUUUGAUACUGUCAGUGCAAGAUGGCUGCCCCCCGGAUCUGUGGGAUUUCGGCUUCAUUUUUGUGCAAUGGGAAUAAGUGGAGAUCAUCAUUUACAGUCUAUGGUGCCAGCUAAGCUGCAGUUCCAAUGCUGCUAACAGAGGAUAAAUUCAAGCUGCUCGAGCAGUGUUUUUGUAACAAACUUCUCGCUGCAUCUGCGUUUAUGUUCCUCCAAGGUAACAUCUUUUUGUCUGGGCUUGUUAUGAGACCAGUGUUUUAUUGCAAUUUUCUGGAAAUACAGAAACCACAAGUGAUUACAAAUUCCUCAAUCUUUCAUUGUAAACAGCAGUAAAGAUCAGUGCAGCUCAGCUAUGAGUUCAACAAAUGUGAACUUUUGGUACAGCCACUCCACCAUGGACAUUUGCGCAAGAGCUGUUUUUCCAGGAUGAUGUGAAUACACCUUUAGUCUUGUUAAACUGCGUCAGACCGAUCUGCAUACACCUAUCGACUGUAAGACAGCUGUAUGAGAACAACUCAAGUUUCUUUUUGCAGUUCCUUCUCUGUUGUCAUUUAUUAAAACUGUAUCUUAUUCUUUUUCUUAACAUUUAAAUGUUUGUAAUUUAUCAUAACUGAUGUACCAGUAACAUUGGAAAGCAGUUGAAAUUUGAUAUGGUAUUUAUGUUUGAGAAUAUGUAUCAGUCGUGUGUUGAUUUACACUCCUGUGGACUGUUGAGACCACAGAUUAUUACGAGAAGAAAAUGAUGUGUCUUUGCUAUUUUUUUAUUACCCAUUAUAUUCUGUCAUUUCAAAUUAAACUCUUCAGAAACAUUG
Messenger RNA from Paralichthys olivaceus (Japanese flounder), 4323 nucleotides. It is a transcript of the gene c1qtnf12, whose product is annotated as C1q and TNF related 12. Gene Ontology annotation, molecular function: hormone activity. The record is from RefSeq and is a predicted model, not a curated record. NCBI's taxonomy places the organism in Eukaryota, Metazoa, Chordata, Actinopteri, Pleuronectiformes, Paralichthyidae.